AUGAUUAUGGAAUUUACAAGUGAGAAUUUCUCCGUCGUUGGCCAUCAUUCGAAGGGGAGCGAGUACUACAUGGGAGCAGGAGCAACCCUGGAACAAGUUAUGGAGAGCAUGGAGGGGGGGUCUUUCUACAACAAGAAUGCCUCGAAACGCAUCCAAGCCUUUAUUAACAUGGACAGCAACGAGCACCCGGAAAGGAUUGGAAAGCCGCCCGCUCAUGAAGACACUGCGAAUGUCAAUUACAGCGUUUCAAAGUCGAUGGGCCAAGCUGUGUGUUCUGAACUAUCAAGACCCAUUGAAAACUACUGUAACAUGAAGGUUUCACCGCCAAAAGGGCUAGAGGAAAAAUCCAUUGGAGAUCAAAGCAUUGAUAAGAGUGACUCUAAUGUCUCUAGCACGAAGAAGCGGAGAAAUAGGACAACAUUCACCAGUUUACAGUUAGAGGAGCUGGAGAAGGUUUUCCAGAAAACCCAUUACCCAGACGUGUAUGCCAGGGAGCAGCUGGCUUUACGGACUGAGCUUACAGAGGCGAGAGUACAGGUUUGGUUUCAAAAUAGAAGAGCGAAAUGGAGAAAGAGGGAACGCUAUGGACAAUUACAACAAGCUCGAAACCACUUUGCAACCUCCUAUGAUGUCUCUCUUCUACCCCGGACAGAGCCUUAUUCACAGUUGCAAAACAAUUUGUGGGCAGGCAAUAACUCCACUGGCUCAGCAGUUUCGUCCUGUAUAUUACCACGUGAAUCAUCCCCCUGUAUGUCACCUUACCCUCACUCACACAGAAAUGGCACUUCCUACAUGGGCAUAUCAAAUCACCAAAGCCAGUUCAAUCAAGUUGCUCUCAACAACCUAUUCAAUGACUCAGUACUGUCUGGUUCAUCUGAUGGACAUGCCUUCGAACCAAGGCCAGAGUGUGAACGGAGAUCAUCAAGCAUUGCUGUGCUUCGGAUGAAAGCCAAGGAACACACUGCCAACAUAUCAUGGGCCAUGUAAUGGAAAUUUAAUGAAAACAGAAGACAAAUGAUUAAUGAACAUAUCUGGGCCAUUCUGCUCCUGGAAAACUUUAAUAAGCUGCUACAUCUUAAAUAAGGAAGUAGUUGAAUGCACAUCAGAGGAGAACAAUACACAAGGUUUUCUUGUAGAGCUCUUUUAAUACUAACAC
Messenger RNA from Hemiscyllium ocellatum (epaulette shark), 1156 nucleotides. RefSeq names its product ALX homeobox 1 (gene alx1). Gene Ontology annotation, biological process: embryonic skeletal system morphogenesis; negative regulation of DNA-templated transcription; positive regulation of transcription by RNA polymerase II. Gene Ontology annotation, molecular function: DNA-binding transcription activator activity, RNA polymerase II-specific; RNA polymerase II transcription regulatory region sequence-specific DNA binding. The transcript is spliced from 4 exons. NCBI's taxonomy places the organism in Eukaryota, Metazoa, Chordata, Chondrichthyes, Orectolobiformes, Hemiscylliidae. The record is from RefSeq and is a predicted model, not a curated record. The coding region runs from base 1 to 987 and encodes 328 amino acids.